This is a messenger RNA of Aspergillus homomorphus CBS 101889, 660 nucleotides long. RefSeq names its product peptidyl-prolyl cis-trans isomerase (gene cyp4). The record is from RefSeq and is a predicted model, not a curated record. Gene Ontology annotation, molecular function: peptidyl-prolyl cis-trans isomerase activity. NCBI's taxonomy places the organism in Eukaryota, Fungi, Ascomycota, Eurotiomycetes, Eurotiales, Aspergillaceae. Gene Ontology annotation, biological process: protein peptidyl-prolyl isomerization; protein folding. Bases 1 to 660 code for a protein of 219 amino acids. The transcript is spliced from 4 exons.
AUGUUCUCCCGAAGCCUGAGGUCAACAAUAACCCCACCUUGCUCGUCCUUCGCUUCUCGUCCCCUCUUCUCCAUCCCCAAUUGCAACUCCCCUUCUUUCCUCUCUCUUCGUUCUUUCCAUCAAACAUCCGCAGCCAUGUCCGGAAACACCAAGGCCUAUUUCGACAUUGAGUACGCCCCCGUGGGCUCCAGCGCCCCCAAGGUGGGCCGCGUUACCUUCAACCUCUUCGAGAAGGACGUCCCCAAGACCGCUCGCAACUUCCGUGAGCUCUGCAAGGCUCCUGAGGGUCAGGGUUACAAGGGCUCUACCUUCCACCGCAUCAUCCCCCAGUUCAUGCUCCAGGGUGGUGACUUCACCCGCCACAACGGUACCGGUGGUCGCUCCAUCUACGGUGAGAAGUUCGCCGAUGAGAACUUCAUCUACAAGCACACCAAGCCCGGUAUCCUCUCCAUGGCCAACGCUGGUCCCAACACCAACGGCUCCCAGUUCUUCAUCACUACCGUCGUCACCUCUUGGCUCGAUGGCAAGCACGUCGUCUUCGGCGAGGUUGCCGACAACGAGUCCAUGCAGAUCGUCCGUGAGGUCGAGGCUCUCGGCAGCAGCUCCGGUGCCGUUCGCAGCAACAUCAAGCCCAAGAUCGUUGCUUGCGGUGAGCUGUAA